ACGGGAGCUCACCCUUCGUGCUCUCUCUUUCCCUCUCAACCGGCUCCCUCUCUCUCUUUCUCUCUUUGACCUGUUGGCUGUGGAAGCCGGUUGAAGGCCUGGGACACGAGCUUCGCAGUGUGCUUUCUCCUGAGACUAGACGAAAGAGAAGACAGGUGUGGGGAAGAAGGUUGGCGUCGAGAAGGCUUUGGUCGACUUGUGGGCGGUCGCACGCCUGGGAUCGGUCGGUCGAUUGUGAGAAUUGACAAGGGGAAGGGAGAAGUAGUGGGUGUGGGUGCGCUCUUGUGUUUGUCGUCGAGGCGGGGUUUCCAGCGUGUUCGGAGGGAGGAGUGUGAUUGGGAGGAGGAGGACGUGGGGAAGUAGCCGCCAUGGAGCAUCUCGAAGGGUUGAUGAGUCAGCUGCUUCUUCCUGACAAUGAGGCACGGCGGGGAGCGGAAGAGAAGAUCAACAACUUGGCCAAGGAUCCGACGGUAGUGCCUGCGCUUCUGGCGCACGUUCGCUCUUCGGUACACGAGAACGUGCGACAGCUAGCGGCCGUUCUGCUGAGGAAGAAAAUCACCGGACACUGGAUGAAGCUCGGGGCCGAUGUUCAGGAAUCCACCAAAAAUGUCCUGCUCGAGAGCAUCGUUAAAGAACCCAGCUCACGUGUAAGGCGCGCAAGUGCUGAUGUUGUCAGCAUAAUUGCAAAGCAUUGUGUGCCAUCUGGUCAGUGGCCAGGACUGCUCCCAUUUCUGUUUGAGUGCAGUCAAAGCUCACAGGAAGAGCAUAGGGAGGUGGCACUUAUCCUCUUUUCUUCUUUGACGGAGACGGUUGGGGAUAUGCUGAGGCCUCAAUUUGUCACACUGCAUGCUAUUUUUGUUAACGGGCUGCGUGACAAAGACAGCAGCCGUGUCAGAGUGGCAGCGCUGAAAGCUGUUGGGUCUCUCUUGGAUUGGAUACAAACCGAGCAAGAAGUGGCUGUGGAGAUCAUCUCAUGCUUGGCGCGAUUCAAGCCAAAGACGCUAGUUCGUCACAAGUUGGUUUUGCCGAUUCUCUCUGUCAUGUGCCCAGUGAUCACAGAACCGGAAGGCAGAGAUGAGGAGGAUGAAAUCUCUGCGCACAGGUUUGCUGCACAGCUUGUGGACACUCUUGCAGUGAAUUUACCGAAGAAGCAUGUGUACCCGCCAUUGUUGGAGUUUGUAAAGAUGAAUGCCCACAGUCAAGCGGCAAAUAACAGGGAGGCAGCAUCAAUGGUUUUGGGCAUCAUUGCUGAAGGAUGCAAUGAGGUGAUGAGGCAGGGAUUAGACGAGUUGAUGCCGCUUGCGCUUGGUGGCUUAAGGGAUCCUGAGCCACUUGUCCGCGGAGCAGCGAGCUUUGCUAUUGGUCAAUUCGCAGAGCAUCUUCAGCCCGAAAUCUUGGAGCGUUACGCAGAAUUCCUCCCUGCUGUGUUUACUGUGUUGGGAGACGCGGAGCCUGGUGUCCGCGAAAAGGUGUACUAUGCACUGGACGCUUUUCUUGAGCAACUCGGUGAGGAGCUCCUUCCCUACCUGGAGCCGCUGAUGAACCGGCUUAUGGAAGCGUUGAGAGUGGAGAAGAGGGUGUUCCAAGGUCUCUGCUUGUCAGCGAUGGGGUCUCUCGCCGCCGCUGCCGGAUCUGCCUUCGUGCCGUACGUUGAGACUGUUCUGAGUGUAUUGAAGGAGUUCAUGAUGCUCGAGCAACCUGACGAUCUCCAUGUGCGGUCAAGGGCGACGGAGCUGGUAGGAAUCAUUGGAGUUGCAGUUGGAAGAUCUGUGAUUGAACCCGUAUUGCCGGGCUUCAUGGAGUUGGCGUUGAAGGGUUUUGCUUUGGAUGCUGAAGUGCUGAGGGAGUAUGGGCAUGGCUUCUUUGGGAAUGUGGCAGAGAUCCUAGAGGCUGACUUUGCUCAGUACCUUCCUCAUGUGAUGCCUCAAGCCUUUGCGUCCUGCUACUUGGACGACGGGUCUCUUGUCGAUGUUGAAGGCAGUGAUAAUGAGGAGGAAGGCGAUAUGGACAAUGGAGCCGUUGAUCUUGUCUCAUCUGAUGAGGAUCAUGAGGGUGAUGACACGAAGGUGCGGAACCUUAGCAUCCGAACAGGAGUACUGGAUGAGAAGGCAGCAGCAACCCAAGCGUUGGGUUUGUUUGCGCUUCAUACGAAGGAAGCGUUUCGACCAUAUUUGGAAGAGACUUUGGCAGUCCUGAAGAAGAAUUCUGGUUACUUCCAUGAAGAUGUCAGAGUACAAGCGAUUAUUGCACUCCAACAUUUGCUAACUGCAACUCAGGCAGCGUUCCCAACUGGCAGUGUCGUCGCAGAUGGUGUUACCCUGCCGAUUGCAGCUGAAGUUAAGCACGUUUUGGACACGGUGAUGGAGGCGUACAUUCGGACACUGGAGGAGGAGGAUGACAAAGAGACUGUUGCACAAGCUUGCCUCUGUAUUGUUCCAGUCAUCAAAUCGGUCGGAUUGGCUCCUGUGGAGACGUACAUGAAGAGACUAUCCGAUGGAAUCUUGGAUAUCGUCAAGCAGAAGGCCUUGUGCCAGUGGCAUGGGGAUAGUGACGCUGAGUUGGAAGAGGAGGAGGAUGAGGAGGAAGAGCAUGAUGAGGUGCUGAUGGAUGCAGCAACUGAUGUGUUGCCUGCCAUGGCAUCACUAAUGGGUGCAUCCUUCGAACCCGUUUUCAGAGAACACUUUGAGCCCUUAACGAAGUUCAUGAGGCCUUCACGCCCAGCAAGCGAUCAUACUAUGGUCAUUGCAUGUGUUGCGGAGGUUGCCAAGUACAUUGGCCCUGCCAUCCAGCCCUACAUUGAAUCAGUGAUGCCAGUUGCAAUUAAGGAACUUGCAGCAGAGGAAGCUGGAAAUAAAAGAAAUGCGGCGUUCUGCAUAGGGAAGCUCUGCGAACACGGAGGAGCUACAGCGCUACCAUAUUACCAAAAUGUGCUUGGUGCUCUCCAUCCCAUCUUCCAAAAGGAAGAAGAGGAACCCGCGGUGAAAGACAAUGCGUGUGGAGCAGUGGCCCGUAUGAUCAUGGCAUCCCCAUCUGCACUUCCUCUUGCGCAGGUACUGCCUGUUUUUAUCAGUGGUCUUCCGCUGAAGGAAGAUAUGGAAGAGGCAGAGUCGAGCUAUGGCUGCUUGUGCAACCUUAUACAAGCUGGAUGUGCUGAGAUCCUUCCGCACAUACCUCAAGUUGUGAAGGUUUUUGGCGAAGUGGUGACUCAGGCCGAUGUUCCGGAGCAAGUGAAAGGAGGGAUUGGUUCCACCGUCAAACUGUUGUAUAAUCAGUACAUGGAGCAAAUGCAGCCAGUUUUGAGCAGUCUGCCUCCUGAGCAUGCGCAGGCGCUUUCUGAUCUGGUGGGAAGGGUUUGAAUCUUGAAAGUGAAUUGAAAAUGUCAGCGAACAGGCGGAGCAUACGUGGCAGAAAGGAGGUGAUUUCUGACAUCCAAACGGAUCGAUCACGACACUAAAAAAAAACGGUUUUUGAGGGGUACGUUGCUCUCUGUGGGUGUUUUGCGUCAUCAUCUCCUUGUGGUGCCGCAGCGAGGAUUCCUAAAGUAGAUUGUUAGCUCCCUUCGCUUCCCAUGACACUGAUGCUUUUGUCUCCCCCCUAUUUGUGACUUGGUACAUAGCCCCUAUUUGUCUCCCCCCUAUUUUAGCAGAGCUUCGGUGAUCAGGUAUCAUCUGCUCUGGGAGGUUUUUUCACUUCCCUUGUAUGGUUGGUUGGUUGGUUGGUACAAUGGUACAACUCGGUUGUUGUACCGGUUGGAGCGCCACCUCGGGAAUUAGGUUUGACGACACGGAUUGUGCGCUGUAGCCAGUUUGCCAGGCACACGCAAUCUGCUGUCUGAGUAUACGCAGGUUUGAACCGCAGUUUUUUCAGAGUGAAAAUGAGUGUGGAAUCGGCUCUUGCUAGUAGUCCUUUUCAUUACUUCAGUAGUCUUCUAUGUUUUUUCACUUAGUAGUCAUUUUCAGAGUGAAAAUGAGUGUGGAACGGGAACAGGUACUCACCUGUGGUGUGUAUUGCCAUGCUACUACCCCAGCCUGUGGUUCGCACUCUUCAUCUCUGUGGUUCGUACUCUUGAUCUCGUUUGCUUCUGCUUUCCUAACCCUCACAUCCUCGUACACCUACGAAAGAAAGAAAAAGCACAUUAUUGGUUAUCUGUUUUUUGUAACUUUAUAGCAUUUGCAUCACUGCUCUUUUUUUUUCUCUUUUUUUUUAUAAAAGAAAAGGAAAUUUGCUUUACUGCUC
This is a messenger RNA of Chara braunii, 4236 nucleotides long. NCBI's taxonomy places the organism in Eukaryota, Viridiplantae, Streptophyta, Charophyceae, Charales, Characeae. The record is from the annotation of a GenBank genome assembly.